Messenger RNA from Symsagittifera roscoffensis, 761 nucleotides. Its product is annotated as NEDD8-conjugating enzyme Ubc12-like. The coding region runs from base 22 to 573 and encodes 183 amino acids. The record is from RefSeq and is a predicted model, not a curated record. The transcript has 6 exons. Lineage: Eukaryota; Metazoa; Xenacoelomorpha; Acoela; Convolutidae.
AAACUUAUUAAAUAGGGAGAUAUGAUCAAAAUAUUUUCUCUGAAAGAUUCAAAUAAUGCCCCAUCAGCGGCAGAUUCGUCUGAUAAAGUUCAGAGAACUUCACCUGCAAUCCUAAGAAUGCAAAAAGACAUGAAAGAGCUCGAUUUACCGCCGACAUGCAGCAUCUCCCAUCCAAAUCCAGAUGAUCUAUUGAAUUUUGCAGUUUUUAUUUCGCCAGACGAUGGGUAUUACAGGGGAGGAAAAUUUCAAUUCACAAUCAAGAUCCCCAACGACUAUCCUCACGAGCCGCCCAAAGUGCUCUGCACCCAAAAGAUAUACCAUCCAAAUGUUGACCUUGCUGGCAAAGUCUGUCUUAAUAUUCUCCGCGAGGAAUGGAAACCGGUGCUCUCUGUGAACAACGUCGUCUGUGGACUACUAUAUUUAUUUCUUGAACCAAAUCCGGAAGAUCCCUUGAACAAAGAAGCUGCCGAGUGCCUGCUGGCCAAUAGGCAGACAUUCGCCUCAAACGUCAAAAGAGCUAUGCGGGGAGCAUACUUCUCAAAUGUCCAGUAUGACGCAGUCAUGCUCACGUAAACAACACCAUUUCAGAUCAACGGAGGAAAUCAUGGGAAACUUGAAUUCACCCGAAUUCGAUUUGGCUUGUUUAGCAUAAAUUACAAAUACAUCAAACUCAACACACAGAAUAACUCAAUCGAAUAUGUUCAAGUUUUUGAUAAUGAAAUUCUAUAGGCAAUGUUUUUAGCUAGUUUUUAACGAACCGA